Molecule: messenger RNA, 2730 nt
Organism: Ixodes scapularis (black-legged tick)
Lineage: Eukaryota; Metazoa; Arthropoda; Arachnida; Ixodida; Ixodidae
Gene: Gp93
Product: endoplasmin
Exons: 9
Coding region: 21-2597 (858 amino acids)
Biological process (GO): protein folding
Molecular function (GO): ATP binding; ATP hydrolysis activity; ATP-dependent protein folding chaperone
Source: RefSeq, a predicted model, not a curated record
CGCGCUGUGCGAUUGGUUCAAUGUCCGCGCGUGGUCUAUUCCGAUUGGCAGAUCAGCAUUCCGGUAGCCAUAGAGAGUGCGCCGCUCACGGAGGCCACUGUCAUUCAGCAGAGCGAGCGGCGUGGUUUACCGGUGUUUGCCUUCUGUGGGCCGAUCAACGCGUGCCGAGUUCCGCUGAAGUUUGGGUUUCUCAGCUGACUCCCACGAUGCGGCGGAACCUCUUCAUCAGCGUCUGCCUAGUGGCUCUGUUUGCGGGCCUGAGCUACGCCCAAGAGACUACCGCGGACGAUGGCACCGUGAAGCUCGACAACGACCUGGGAAGCAGCCGAGAUGGGUCUCGAACGGACGACGAGGUCGUGCAAAGGGAAGAGGAAGCGAUCAAGCUGGAUGGCCUGAACGUGGCCCAGAUGAAGGAGCUGCGGGAGAAGGCGGAGAAGCACGUGUUCCAGGCGGAGGUCAGCCGCAUGAUGAAGCUCAUCAUCAACUCCCUCUACCGCAACAAGGAGAUCUUCCUUAGGGAGCUCAUCUCCAAUGCAUCUGAUGCCCUGGACAAGAUAAGGCUACUGUCACUGACUGAUCCUGACGUCUUGAACACGAAUCCGGAGCUGACCAUUCGCAUCAAGAGCGACAAAGACAACGGGUUGCUGCACAUCACAGAUUCGGGCAUCGGCAUGACAAAGGCCGAUCUGGUAAAUAACCUGGGAACCAUUGCAAAGUCUGGCACGGCAGAGUUCCUUCAGAAGGUGACCGAGAGUUCAGAUGCCCCCAAGGAACUGAACGACCUGAUUGGUCAGUUCGGUGUGGGCUUCUACUCCGCUUUCCUGGUGGCGGAUCGGGUUGUGGUCACCAGCAAGCACAACGACGACAAGCAGCACGUUUGGGAGUCGGACUCUGGCGAGUUCACCGUCGCAGAGGACCCCCGCGGGAACACUCUGGGCCGCGGAACCACGGUGACCCUUCAGCUGAAGGAGGAGGCCAGGGACUUCCUCGAACAGGACACACUGAAGAAGCUGAUCGAGAAGUACUCGCAGUUCAUCAACUUCAACAUCUUCUUGUGGACGUCUAAGACCGAAACCGUGGAGGAGCCGAUCGAAGAGCCCACAGAGGAGGCGGCCAAGAAAGAGGCUGACGAGGCCAAGACCGACAAGGAGGAAGAGGACAAGGUGGAGGAGGAGGAAGACGACGAGGAAAAGAAGCCGAAGACCAAGAAGGUGGACAAGACAACUUGGGACUGGGAGCUCAUCAACAGCGCCAAGCCCAUCUGGACGCGCAAGCCCGCAGAAAUCGAGGAGAAGGAAUACGAAGAGUUCUAUAAGGCCAUCACGAAGGACACUCAGCCACCGCUGAUGAAGACCCACUUCAUCGCCGAGGGAGAGCUGACUUUCAAGGCCCUGCUGUAUGUGCCGGCAGUUCAGCCGACAGAGUCUUUCAACCGAUACGGUGGCAAGGUGGACCACAUCAAGCUGUACGUCCGAAGGGUGUUCAUCACCGAUGAUUUCCAGGACAUGAUGCCCAGCUACCUCAGUUUUGUCCGUGGCGUCGUAGACUCGGACGACCUCCCGCUCAAUGUGAGUCGAGAGAUGCUUCAGCAGCACAAGUUGCUGAAGGUGAUCAAGAAGAAGCUCGUCCGCAAGGCCCUGGACAUGAUGAAGCGCAUCCCUAAGGAGGAUUACCAGCGCUUCUGGAAGGAGUACUCCACAAACCUCAAGCUGGGCAUCAUCGAGGACACUACCAACCGCUCGCGUCUUGCCAAGCUGGUGAGAUUCCACUCUUCGCAUGGCGAGGAGUUGACUUCACUGUCGGACUAUGUGACACGGAUGAAGGAUGGCCAGCAGUUCAUCUACUACAUCGCCGGUGCCUCGCUGGACGAGGUGAAGCGAUCGCCGUUUGUGGAGCGUCUGAUCCGCAAGGGCUACGAGGUGCUGCUGCUGACGGAGCCUGUGGACGAGUACUCAAUCUCGUCGCUGACGGAGUUUGAGGGGAAGAAGUUCCAGAAUGUGGCCAAGGAGGGCCUGAAGGUUGACGAAGGGAAGGCCAGGGAGCGCCAUGACGCCCUGGUGAAGGAGUUUGAGCCUCUGACCAAGUGGCUGGAGGAUGACGUGUUCAAAGGCAGGAUCCUGAAGGCGAUGGUUUCCGAGCGUCUGGCCACUUCCCCCUGUGCCCUGGUGGCCAACCAGUUCGGCUGGACCGGCAACAUGGAGCGGCUGGCCCGCAGCAACGCACACGCCAAGUCCCAGGACACCAUGAGGGACUACUACCUGAGCCAGAAGAAGAACAUGGAGCUGAACCCGAGGCACCCGCUGAUCAAGGAGCUGCUGCGGCGGGUCAAGGACGACGCCAAGGACUCGGAGGCGCGCAACAUGGCGGAGCUGGUCUACGAGACGGCCACCCUCCGUUCGGGCUUUAUGCUGGAGGACACCCUCGCCUUCGCCACCCGGGUCGAGAGCCUCCUCCGCAAGAACGUGGGGCUGCCCGAUGACGCAGCGGUGGAGGAAGAGCCAGAGGAGGAUGGAGGAGAGGAGUUUGCCACGGAGGCCUCCAUGGCGGCCGAUCAGGCAGAGGAGGACGAGGGGGAGAAAGAACACGACGAGCUGUAAAGCAGCAGCCCGAGUCGCGGGUCACACCGUCACAAGUCAUGCCAUCGUCAUCCGUGUAUAUUUAUGCCGCACUCCAAGUGCCGCGUGUUUCGUCCCUAUUUCUGUGAAAUAAAACGUUUUUUUGCUUCGUUUU